AUUGUGACAAGAAGUAAAAUGUAGCGAUGGUCGGCCUCCCAAGAUUUAAAGCUGAUUCCGCUACUGCACUCCAUUGUAGUCAAAGGACACAGAGAAAGAGAGGCAGCGGGUUAAAUAAUUGAGGUGUUGAUAUACAAAUACAUACAACAUAUGUAUCUAUAUGUAUAUAUAUAUUCAUUCCAGUGGCUUGUGCAAGAUCCCAAUCCCAAUCCCAAUCCCAGUUCCAGAUUCUCUCUCACCACCUCCUCACUCACUGGGAAGAAGGAGAGACAUAGAGACAGAUAUACAUAUAUAUAUAUAGAGAGAGAGAGAGAGAGGGAGAGAGAGAGUAAGAGAAUAAAAUAAUAAUGGGAAGAUCUCCUUGCUGCUCGAAAGUGGGUUUGAGAAAAGGGCCAUGGUCUGCAAAAGAAGAUGCUCUUCUCUCCAACUUCAUCCACAAAAAUGGCCAAGGCCAAUGGCGCUCUCUCCCCAACAAGGCCGGGCUGCUGAGGUGCGGGAAGAGCUGCCGGCUCCGGUGGAUGAACUACCUCCGGCCGGGGAUCAAGCGCGGCAACAUCACCGCCGACGAGGAGGAUCUCAUCCUCCGCCUCCACUCCCUGCUCGGAAACCGCUGGUCCCUCAUCGCCGGCAGAUUGCCAGGUCGAACCGACAAUGAGAUUAAGAACUAUUGGAACACUCACCUUCUUCACAAAAUUAAUGAACCUUCUUCUCCUCCUGCUGCUGCUGCCGGAAAACCCAAUAAUGUUAUUAAGCCCUGCUGCAACAAACGCCGCCGCCGUGCGCCGCCGCCCAAGACCAAAGUGUAUUCGCCCAAGCCUAUCCGGCUAUCCCCCGCGUCCCUGCCCGCGGCGGCGCCGGCGCAGGCAGUGUCGGAUGAUCUUGUGGUGGGAGCGGGAAGCAUUCUGCCGCUGCUCCUCCUCCAGCAGCAGCAGGGGGAGUACGAUGAGUUCUACAUGUCCAUCUCCGGCGGCGGCGAUGUGGGGAUGCUCGAACAGGUCUACGACGAGUAUCUGCAACUUCUCUAAAUUAUAUAUAUAUAUAUAUCCAAAUCAGGUAAAUUAUUAAUUAAAUAAUGGGUAGUUACUCUUUACUUAUUUGUGUUGUGUAUCAAAGACUUGAAUUAUAUAUGUGAUCAGCUUAUAUAAUAUAUUUUUAUCUCUUUUAGAGGAUGUUUGGUUAGGGAUAGGGAAAAAAAUCGAACCGAACCGCCAAACCGUUGAAUCGAACUGAAUCGAAUCGGAUUUUCGGUUAAUCGAGCAAAUUCGAUUCGAAUAUAAAUA
Messenger RNA from Andrographis paniculata, 1280 nucleotides. Its product is annotated as transcription factor MYB1-like. The record is from RefSeq and is a predicted model, not a curated record. The transcript has 2 exons. Lineage: Eukaryota; Viridiplantae; Streptophyta; Magnoliopsida; Lamiales; Acanthaceae. The coding region runs from base 348 to 1025 and encodes 225 amino acids.